AUGGCGCACCUGAUAAGACGCUCAUUAACGACACAAGCGAAAAAAUUAACAAUAGGGUUAAUACCAGCGGAUGGUAUCGGUAGAGAAGUUAUCCCAGCUGCACAACAAGUUCUUGAGGCACUACCAACUGAGCACGAUAGUCCACGUUUUAAUUUUAUACACUUGGACGCAGGCUUUGAGUAUUUUCAAAAACAUGGGACGGCUUUACCAGAAAAGACCUUGGAUAUUUUAAAGAAUGAAUGUGAAGGAGCAUUAUUUGGUGCUGUCAGUUCCCCGUCACAUAAAGUUGCCGGAUAUUCAUCGCCUAUCGUGGCCUUAAGGAAGCAUUUAGACCUUUACGCGAAUGUCAGACCCGUUAAAUCUGUCAUAUCCGAUAAGGAUACUAAUCAAAAACCUAUAGAUAUUUUAAUCAUUCGAGAAAACACCGAGUGUUUGUAUAUUAAACAAGAAAGACAGGUCAUAGACGAGGCUACCGGAUUAAAAGUAGCAUGGGCAGAUCGGAAGAUAUCCGAAUUCGCAUCCAAACGUUGUGGUAAAAUGGCAUUUGAAAUGGCAUUAGGAAGGAAUGAGAUACGCCAAAACAUACCACUGAAUCAAAGGAUAUGGAAGUCAAAACCAAAAGUUACCAUUGUGCAUAAAUCCAAUGUAUUAAGUAUUACGGAUGGAUUAUGGAGAGAAAGUGUGAGAAAUGUUAAAGAGAAUAAUCAUAAAUAUGAUGAAGUUGAUAUGGAAGAACAACUCGUUGAUUCAAUGGUGUAUCGACUUUUUCGUGAGCCUCAAGCUUUUGACGUUGUCGUUGCUCCAAAUUUGUAUGGAGAUAUUAUUAGUGAUGGCGCCGCAGCAUUAGUUGGAAGUUUGGGAGUAGUUCCGAGUGCGAACGUUGGCGACACUUUCGUAGUUGGAGAACCAGUACAUGGAUCAGCACCGGAUAUUGCAGGUCAAAACAAAGCAAAUCCAAUCGCAGCGAUCCGAAGUGCUGGAUUAUUAUUAGAGCAUAUUGGAUAUCAUAAACAAGCGCUUCGAAUUUAUAACAGUGUAGACAAUGUAAUGAGAGAAGGUUAUGUUCUUACGCCUGAUUUGGGAGGUAAUUCAACAACUCAACAAGUCACGGAUGCCAUUCUUAAAUCACUUUAA
Molecule: messenger RNA, 1134 nt
Organism: Funneliformis geosporum
Lineage: Eukaryota; Fungi; Glomeromycota; Glomeromycetes; Glomerales; Glomeraceae
Source: the annotation of a GenBank genome assembly